AUGAGCUACACACCAAGAUCGGCGGAUGUGUACGCGUACGACCCAGCUCUACCACCAACCAAUGUACCAAUUGUAUCUGGGGCGACCGCUUAUGACUGCCCACAGAGCGGCAACACGUUCAUAUUGAUAUUUAACGAAGCGCUUUACUAUGGGAACCGGUUAGAUCAUUCAUUGAUCAACCCAAACCAAGUCCGCAAGUUCGGAAUUCCCCUAUGGGAUAAUCCGUUUGAUGAGAUGAGGAAUAUUGGCAUCGAAACCAAGCCAAUAUUUGUUGCACUCAAGGCAAAGGGGACAAAGUUACUAUUUGAUUCAAGGGCCCCAACUGAUCAAGAACUCGCAAAUUGCCCCCACAUUGAUAUGACGAGCAAAGUGCCUUGGAACCCAGGGACUGUACAACUUGGGAAAAUCUCAAUAGCCCACAAAGACCCACCAAUAGAUGACCCAAGAUCCAACGAAGCUGAAUUGAGACAAUUGGAUCCAAUCAUGCAAGGAAUGAACGAGUGGCGCACGGUACAGCAGACAAUAGUCAAUGGGGAGAGAUUCUUCCAACAAGUUGGACGAAUGGACGAUGAUGCACGAUUUGCCGACGUACCUGUGAGGCCGUCCAUUGUAUCCACGGAACGACACACCAAAGCAACGGCAGAAAACCUAUCUGAACGACUAGGAAUCGGUUUACACAGAGCACGCGCCACCUUGAGAUCAACACUACAAAGGGGAACACGAUCCGCCAUACUACCACUGGCAAGGAGGUACCGAGCAGACCGCAUGUUCCUAAGACCAAGACUGAAAGGCAAGUUCUCAACCGACACAGCCUAUUUCAACCACAAGUCGAUACGAGGCAACAUCGCAAGCCAGAUCUAUUUCCACAAGAGCGGUUUCUACAGUUGCCAUCAUCUCUCAAAAGUGGACGACAAGCAAGUUGGGCCGACCCUCAAGAAAUUCAUAGCUGACUACGGUAUACCAGAGCACCUCACGAUGGACGGAGCAGCAGUACAAGUGGGACGCAACACGAGCUUUAUGGAAACGAUCAACAGAGCCGCGAUUAACUACCACAUCUCCAGACCAUACCGACCGGAAGAAAACCCAGCCGAAGGGGGAAUCAGAGAGCUCAAGCGACGAUUCUACAGAUUGAUAGUCAAGCAUGCGAUACCAGAACGGCUAUGGGACUUUGUGCUCGAUUAUGUGGUUGAUACCAUGAACAUCACCGCUAACUACUCAAGAUAUUCUGACGGACGAGUACCGCUUGAAGUGAUCACUGGCAUCACGCCGGACAUUACAGAAUACAUGGACUUUACGAUUUAUGGAUGGGUAUACUACCGCACAGACGGCGCCUUGGGCCCAAACGAAAUAGGACGAUGGUUGGGAGUGUCACACAGGACGGGUCCAAUGAUGACGUAUUGGAUAUUACCGAGGAGUGGCCGCCCAAUCUCGACUGACACUGUCCAGAACAUCUCAGAAACAGAGAAACAGACCGACGUGGUCAAAGAACAAAUGGCGCAAUGGACAACCGAUGUAUCCAAAAUCCUUGAUGCAAGGACAGGAGACAUCAGUUGGGGGAAAGAUGAGAUACCGCCACAAUUGAUGUUCGACCUCGGAUUGGAAGACAAAGAAUUCAAAUGCAACUUCAACGAGUUGAUCAAGGCCGAAGAUGUUGACGAUGGCACGCUCCAGGGGACCACAGAGACUGACAACAUCGACGCACAGAACUGCGUCAACAUGGAGAUUGGCCUAAGACGGGGACAAGAAGGGGAGUUGCAACGUGCAGUUGUACGCAGGAGAAUCAUUGAUGCAGAAGGAAACCCAAUUGGUGUAGCAAACAACAACCAGUUACUCGACACGAGACAGUACGAAGUCGAAUACGAAGAUGGAAGCACCGAAGUGCUCGCUGCGAACUUGCUAGCAGAGAACUUAUUAGCACAAGUGGACGAACAUGGACACAGACACUUACCAAUGGAGGAGAUCACGGAACAUUGCUCUGAUGAGAAGGCAGUAAAGAUGAAAGAUGCUUUCUAUCCCCUCGCAAGUGGAACGCAACGAAGACGACACACGACAGCAGGAUGGGACUUCUACGUUACUUGGAAAGAUGGUUCCUCAAAUUGGAUACCUUUGAAAGAUAUGAAGGAGUCUUUCCCGAUUGAAGUGGCCGAUUACGCGAUAAGCAAGGGCAUCCAAGACGAACCUGCUUUUGCAUGGUGGAUCCCACACCUUGUUCAAAAGCGAAAGCUAUUCCUUGGCAAAGUAAAAUUGAAGUACUGGGAACGUACGCACAAGUACGGAAUACGUAUCCCAAAAUCGAUCAAAGAGGCCAUCGAAAUCGACAAAGCAAAUGGGGACACGCUAUGGCAAGACUCAAUUCAAAUGGAGAUGAAAAACAAUCGAGUCGCUUUUGAAGAAUUCGAUGGAGACGUAGAGAAGCUGAUGGGAUACAAAAAGAUCACGGGACACCUAGUAUUUGACGUGAAACUAGGGGAAAACUUCCGAAGGAAAGCAAGGUACUGCGCUGAUAGACACAAGACUGAAGCACCCGCAGCAUUGACCUACAGUACGGUAGUGUCCCGCGAUUCAGUUCGGAUACUACUAAUGAUAGCAGCGCUAAACGGAUUAAACUUGCAAUGCGCGGAUAUUCAAAACGCAUUCCUCACUGCACCAGCGAUCGAAAAGUGCUACCUGGUAGCAGGACCCGAGUUUGGUGAAGAAGAAGGCAAAGUAUUUAUCGUAAGACGAGCAUUAUAUGGCUUAAAAAGUUCAUCCGCAGCAUUCAGAUCACACCUGGCGGAGACUUUGGAGGAUUUGGGCUUCAGCUCAUCAACUGCCGGCCCAGACGUUUGGAUGUGA
Molecule: messenger RNA, 2835 nt
Organism: Cylindrotheca closterium
Lineage: Eukaryota; Bacillariophyta; Bacillariophyceae; Bacillariales; Bacillariaceae
Source: the annotation of a GenBank genome assembly